CAUCAGCUCCCAACCUCACACCCACAGACCCACGAUCGAGCUUCUUCUACAUCGUGACUCCAAAGCAUGCAACGCAUGGCCUCCUCAGAGCACAACGAGAAGCUCCGGAUCCUGAUCGUCCCCUUCUUCGCCACCAGCCACAUCGGCCCCCACACCGACCUUGCCGUCCGCCUCGCCGCGGCCAGGCCGGGCGCCGUCGAGCCCACAAUGGCGGUCACCCCGGCGAACGCGCCGGUCGUUCGAUCGGCGCUCGAGCGGCACGGCGCUUCCGCCGCCGUCAGGAUAGCCACCUACCCUUUCCCAGCGGUGGGAGGCCUCCCGGCGGGUGUCGAGAACCUCUCCUCCGCCGGGGCCGACGGAUGGCGCAUCGACGCCGCGGCCAUUGACGAGGCGCUGACGCGGCCCGUGCAGGAGGCGCUCAUCAGGGAGUUGUCCCCUGACGUCGUACUCACCGACGUCCACUUCUUCUGGAACUCCGUCAUCGCCGGCGAGCUCGGCGUGCCGUGCGUCACAUUCAGUGUCAUCGGCCCCUUCUCGACCCUUGCCAUGGACCACCUCCACGAUACAGUUGAUGGCUACUCCGGUUGCCAUGAGGUGAUUGUACCACGUUUGCCAGGCCCGGAGAUACGGAUCCCGAGGACCGAACUGCCCGAGUUCUUGAGGAGCCAGGAGACAAACGACGGAUUCGAGCCGCCCUUUGCCGCGAUGCGCAGGUGCUUCGGCCUCGCCUUCAACACGUUUUUCGAGCUGGAGAGGCAGUACUGCGAGCUGUACCCGUGGCCCGGCAAGCGCGCCUACUUCCUCGGGCCACUGUCGCUGCCGCUGCCACCGGCCGGAGCAACAGCCGGCGAGUCACCGUGCAUCCGUUGGCUGGGGUUGAUGCCGAGAUGUUCGGUGGUGUACGUAUGCUUCGGCACCUACGCUCCCAUCUCUGCAGAUCAGCUCAGGGAGCUGGCCCUCGGACUGGAAGCUUCUGAGAAGCCGUUCUUGUGGGCGCUGAGGGCCGACGGGUGGGCGCCGCCGGAGGGGUGGGAGGAGCGCGUGGGGAAGAGGGGGAUGCUCCUCCGAGGGUGGGCCCCACAGGCCGCGAUACUGGCCCAUCCGGCCGUGGGGGCGUUCCUGACGCACUGCGGGUCGAGCUCACUGCUGGAGGCGGCGUCCGCCGGCGUGCCGAUGCUGACGUGGCCGUUGGUGUGCGACCAGUUCAUUGAGGAGAGGCUGGUCACGGACGUUCUCAAGAUCGGCGAGAGGGUGUGGAGCGGGUCGCGGAGCACAUGGGACGCCGAGAAGGAGACGGUGCCGGCGGAGGCGGUGGCGCGUGCCGUGGCGAGGUUCUUGGAGCCUGGAGGGACGGGGGAGGCGGCAAGGGGCAGAGCGCUGGAGCUCGCCGCCAAGGCUAACGCGGCCGUGGCGGAAGGAGGCUCGUCGUACUGUGACCUGCGCCGUCUGAUUGAUGAUCUGGUAGAAGCAAAGCAAGGGCGGCCGGUGGCAUGACCUCCUAGUCGAUCGUUCCUGAACAUCAGCGACUGGAACUGCACCUGCAGCGGCAUGAGCGUACUCAACCGUUAUCUGGUGAAUCACAUUAAUUGUCGCAUGGGCGUACUAUCGGUUAAUAAACUUUUUUUUAACUGUCCGUUAAUAAACUUUGACAACGUACGGCCAUCAUGAAGAGUGUUUGAUGUUUUGUAUGAGAAAA
Messenger RNA from Triticum dicoccoides, 1696 nucleotides. Its product is annotated as UDP-glycosyltransferase 73C4-like. Gene Ontology annotation, molecular function: UDP-glucosyltransferase activity. Lineage: Eukaryota; Viridiplantae; Streptophyta; Magnoliopsida; Poales; Poaceae. The record is from RefSeq and is a predicted model, not a curated record. The transcript has a single exon. The coding region runs from base 67 to 1494 and encodes 475 amino acids.